This is a messenger RNA of Sinocyclocheilus grahami, 518 nucleotides long. Its product is annotated as transcription factor E2F6-like. The annotation marks the transcript as partial. Gene Ontology annotation, molecular function: DNA-binding transcription factor activity, RNA polymerase II-specific; protein dimerization activity; RNA polymerase II cis-regulatory region sequence-specific DNA binding. Gene Ontology annotation, biological process: regulation of transcription by RNA polymerase II. Gene Ontology annotation, cellular component: RNA polymerase II transcription regulator complex. The transcript is spliced from 3 exons. The record is from RefSeq and is a predicted model, not a curated record. NCBI's taxonomy places the organism in Eukaryota, Metazoa, Chordata, Actinopteri, Cypriniformes, Cyprinidae.
CUUGGACGACUGACCAAACGCUUCAUGCAGCUGCUUCACACAGCACCAAAUGGAGUCCUUGACCUCAAUGAGGUUACUCGAAAACUGGGCACACGAAAGAGACGGGUGUAUGACAUCACCAACGUCCUAACCGGCAUCCAGCUAAUCAAAAAGAUGUCCAAAAACAAGGUCCAGUGGAUGAAUCCAGCACCAAGCAACUUCGGGAACCAGUGGAGUGCCAAGACGAAAGCUGACCUACUUCAUCUGAAGUCAACGGAGGAGGCCCUUGACUGGCUCAUCAAAGACUGUGCCCAACAGCUUUUUGCCCUGACCGACCUCAAAGACAAUGCUGACUCAGCUUAUGUCACAUAUGAGGACAUCUGUCAGAUUGGCGUUUUCAAGGACCAGACUAUAAUAGCUAUAAGGGCCCCUGAAGAGACAAAGCUAGAGGUGCCCACUCCCACUGAAGUAAGUGUGAGAGACGUGCUGAAAGGCUUUGAGCCUUAGGAGUCAUUUUAAAAUGUAAUAUUUAAAUUAGG